Lethenteron reissneri (Far Eastern brook lamprey) is the source of this 3641-nucleotide messenger RNA. Its product is annotated as nuclear pore complex protein Nup155-like. Lineage: Eukaryota; Metazoa; Chordata; Hyperoartia; Petromyzontiformes; Petromyzontidae. The record is from RefSeq and is a predicted model, not a curated record. Gene Ontology annotation, cellular component: nuclear pore; nuclear pore inner ring. Gene Ontology annotation, biological process: protein localization to nuclear inner membrane; protein import into nucleus; RNA export from nucleus. Gene Ontology annotation, molecular function: structural constituent of nuclear pore.
AUGUUGAACUUCUGUCGUGCCCGUACCAACUUCUGGGACGGGAACGUGGUUCUUGAGCAUACGAUUAAGGAGGGCAACCGGCAGCUCAUCACCCUCGACAGCGCCGUGGCCGUGGAGCAACUGGACGACAUGAUCACUCGGCUCGAGGGCCUCGUUGAAUUCCUGGACAAGGACGCGCAGUUUGCAGGCCCCUCCCUGACCAGUGGUUUCGCCACAUCAUCGGCCGUGCCCCAGAGGCUGCUGGGAUACCCCCGGGUGGACGGUGGUGGAGGGCAGCACCUGCAGCAGGAGAUGCAGCGCAAGUACACGGUGGAGGCUGAGGCGCAGGCACACGAGCGAGCUUCCCUGCAGCAGAUGGGCUCGCUGGUGCACCACGUCAUCCAGACGCUGGCGCUUUGGAAGCUGCUAUGCGAGCACGGCCUGUCCGUCCUCACCGCCGCUCUGCCGCUGGACAUACGCGACACCCUGAAGGCCAUGAGCCUGCAGGAGCUGGUGCUGCGGGGCGACGCCGUCACUGGCGGCCUCAUCACGGCGCUCAUCAACCGCUACAUUGGCGACUUGGCCUCCACCGACUCCAUCAGCCAGCACCUGCGUGCCGCCUGCCCCCUGCUCUACAGCGUCGAUGACGUCACCUGCUCCAAGGCCAACGAGCUGCUGCAGAAGUCGAGGCAGCAGCUGGGCGGCGCGGAGCGCGAGCGAGCGCUGCGCGAAUCUCUGCAGCUCAACCGCCUCAUCAGCCACCAGGUGGACCUGCCGCUCGUGUGCAGCCAGUACCGGCACGUGCGGUUCUACGAAGGUGUCCUGGAGCUGUCUCUCGGUGCGGCCGAGAGGAUCGACCCGCAGGGUUUGGGCCUCCACUUCUACAAGAACGGGGAGCCCUCCGAGGACGCUCAGGGCCGCCAGGCGUACAUGGAACGGCUGGAGUGCUACCGCUGUGUGACGGACAUGCUUCAGGAGCUGGUGCAGGCGUCGCGAGCGCCCGUCCAGUCCCCGAGCGUCCCGUCGCACCCGGGCCCGCCGGCCGCGCCGGCUGACACCAACCCCUUGCCCAGCACGGAGCAGGCCGCACAACACUAUGAGCAGAUGCUUCGUUUGGCUCAGCGCUGCACAGACGAGCUCUUCCACAUCUCCCUCUACGAGUGGCUCGUGGCUGCCGGCCUCCCCGACAAGCUGCUGGAGGUGUCCUCGCCGUACCUGCAGCCGUACCUGGUGCGCAUGAGCUCCCUGCAGCAGGACAAGCUCACCUACCUGGACCUGCUGUGGCGUUUCCACCAGAAGUCGGGCGCGUUCGGUGCCGCGGCCCGUGUGCUCGCCCGCCUCUCCGACAUGAGCAGCACGGAGGUGACGUUACAGCAGCGCAUGGAGUACCUCGCCCGCGCCAUCCUCAGCGCCAAGAGCUCCCCGACCGUGCCACCCCACGCCGCGGACGGCGAGUUUCUGCACGAGCUGGAGGAGAAGAUGGAGGUAGCGCGGAUACAGCUGCAGAUCCAAAAGACCCUCGGCAAGAGCUAUGGCUCCUAUCCCGGCAUUGCAGAGGCACUCGGCCAGCUGGACUCUCAACUGAUGGACGUCACCAAGCUGUACGGGGACUUUGCGGACCCGUACCACCUGUCGGAGUGCAAGCUCGCCAUCCUGCACUGCGCCAGCCACGCCGACACCACCCUUGUCCAGACGCUGUGGCGCGACAUCGUGGAGAAAGAGUUGCAGGAGAGUAUCUCCCGGAGCCCCACCGACCGCAUGCAGCUGCUGAACCAGAAGCUCGUGUCCCUGGGCAAGAGCUACAGCAGCACGCCACAGUACUUCCCGUUGGAGUUCCUGGUGCUGACGCUGGAGCAGCACGUGUGCACGCUGGGCUGGGACGAGGGCUUCGUGCCGCACACGCUGCUGCAGGUCGGCGCGGACCUGCCGCUGCUGCUGCACACCUACGACAAGGUCUUCCGCACCAAGGACACGUGCUGGUACCGGCUCCGACAGCCGCUGCACCUGCUGCAUUCAAUCCGCUCCAUCCUCAACAAGUACCUUCAGCAGCCGGAGACCGUGCCGCCCAGUGAAAGACGGUUGUUCACCAACACCUGCCUGGACCUGAUGGCCGACUACCUGAUGGAGCUGAAGACCAUGGAGCAGAGUCUGGAGCUGCAGCAGACCGUGGGGAGCUUCCGCUCGCUGCAGGCCAAACUCGAGAGGCUGCUCUGAAGGCCCCCCCCCCCCGCACCGGCUCCUCGGCUGCGCGGCACCAACUACUGCCGCCGCUACCCGCUCACCCGAGUGCCCGCUGCCUCAAUCCGUUUCUUGUCAGAACCUUCACCGUCGGUCGCCGUGUGCGUCUCGGUCAUCUGCAGCGGCCGGUUCUUGACCACAGGGCCCCGCUGUGGACAACUUUGCCCGAGAUAACCGUCGGAUUUUGUCGCACGCGGCACACGCGGAAGGAAGAUGGGGUUGCCUCCGCCUGUUUCUGCUCGUGCUGGAACGGGCGGGGGGGUGGGUGGACAGACCUUUGGUGCUGUUUGUUUUUAUGGACGUUUUGAGAUUUUCUAAUUGUUGGAUGUGAGUGAAUGACAAAUAAAUGAAUGCGUGAUUAACUGGAGCAGGUGAGAGAUGAAGCAUUGCUCUUUUGAAUCUUUUUUUUUCCUUUGUAAGAGACUCCGUCCUUGGUCGUACAAAAUAUCCCACUAUUGAGAACAUUGGCCAGCAGCAAUAGCAGCUCCCGGCCUUGAGCACCGUUGAGUGUAAGUUGGUGUUGCUGCUGUUAUCGAGGAUUAAGGCUUAAAAUUCCCCUGUCGUUACAGUCGAAUGCGAACACGCGAAGAUAUGAUUGGGACAAAACGAGCGGGCGAGCGAGCGAUGCCUGUUCUGAAGGAGUCGGGCCAGACGCGGUGGUGUUGCUUUUGGUUGCCAUUUGCCCCUGGCCCAGUGCCGGACUAAGCUAGUGUGGGGCCUGUAGCAGAUGUUAGAAAGGGGCACUAAAUAAGAAACAUUAAAACACAUUUUUAACUUGCAUGGUGAAGUAAUUGUAUUUUUUCAUUUGCUGUACGGCCAGAUAAUACGACAAAUCGCGAACCUUAAACACCCAGUCGUUCAUAAAAGUUGAAGGCGGUAUAGUACUAUAGUAAUAGUGCAAGUGCAGAAUCACUGAACCGAAAUUGAAAGCUUGAAAUCAUUUAGCGCGGGGCCCUUGAAAGUGCGGGUUCCGUCGCAUGUACAGCUACUGACCCUGGCACAACAAAUAUAAACUGCCCCCCCCCCCCCGUGUCUUAAUUUUAUCCUCUACCGCUCUGCAUAGCUGGUGCAGUGGGGGAGAUCCCCCCCUCCCCGCUCGUUUGUGUGUGUACCAAUGAUGAAUGAAAGUACUCUGAGCUGCCGACGGCUUGCUACUGUCGUGCCGUUUUGCAACGCGGUGUUUUUUAAGUCUCUCGCAUAUUUUGGAGUUCUCCAGUGGAAUGAUUUCGACACGUGAUGUGUGGGGGUUUUCUUUUGGCACGUGAUGUUUUGCCUUGGUGGCGGUGAAGUGUUUCUGGAUUCCCACAUGCGCCUGUGGAACAUAGAUCUACCAUCAUUGUUUGGAUUAUAAGAUACUCUGCAAAGUAAGACCCUGCACCCUUAAACGUCUGCUCGGUAUCAAUAAAGUUGUACAAAUACACCCA